Messenger RNA from Nanorana parkeri, 1987 nucleotides. RefSeq names its product solute carrier family 6 member 14 (gene SLC6A14). Bases 6 to 1919 code for a protein of 637 amino acids. The record is from RefSeq and is a predicted model, not a curated record. NCBI's taxonomy places the organism in Eukaryota, Metazoa, Chordata, Amphibia, Anura, Dicroglossidae. The transcript is spliced from 14 exons. Gene Ontology annotation, cellular component: membrane. Gene Ontology annotation, biological process: sodium ion transmembrane transport. Gene Ontology annotation, molecular function: L-proline transmembrane transporter activity.
ACAUUAUGGGUUUGAAAGAAGUUUUAAAGUUCAAGAAAGAUUCAUCCAGUGUAAAAAAGGACUCUCAUGUGGAUUCUAAUGAUGAAAACACGGAAAGGGGUAAUUGGUCCAGAAAAUCAGACUAUUUACUCUCCAUGAUUGGAUACGCUGUGGGUUUGGGGAAUGUGUGGAGGUUUCCCUACCUUGCAUACAAGAAUGGAGGAGGAGCAUUCCUUAUACCCUACACAAUUAUGCUUGCAUUUGCCGGACUUCCUCUUUUCUUCUUGGAAUGUUCCAUUGGACAAUUUUCCAGUCGGGGACCUAUAUCCGUGUGGAAGUUUGUACCACUACUGCAAGGUGUUGGUGUCACUAUGGUCCUCACCACAACAUUAGUUUCUAUUUACUACAAUGUUAUCAUUGCAUAUAGCUUGUAUUAUAUGUUUGCCUCCUUUCAAAGUGUGUUGCCUUGGUCGGAUUGCUUCAGUUGGGCAGAUGCAAAAUGCAGUAAGACCACCCAAGGUUCAUGCAAUAUUUCACUGGAUAAUAAUAUACUCACCACAAAUCUAACUUGGGUGAGAGAACAGAAUCUGACCUGUUUAGCGAACACUACAGUCCUGCUGGAGGUGGAUCUGCCUAGCAAACAGUAUUGGGAGAAGGUGACACUCCGUCUCUCUAGUGGGCUGGAUGAAACUGGUGAAAUAGUUUGGUAUUUGGCUCUUUGCUUACUUUUAGCCUGGAUUAUUGUUGGAGCUGCACUCUUUAAAGGAAUUAAAUCAUCUGGAAAGGUGGUAUACUUCACUGCAGUGUUUCCUUAUGUUGUCCUUAUAAUACUGUUGGUUCGAGGGGCAACUCUCGAAGGAGCAAGUCUUGGGAUUGACUAUUAUAUUGGAACGCAAUCAAACAUUACAAAGCUAAUGGAUGCAGAGGUAUGGAAGGAUGCUGCCACCCAGAUCUUCUUCUCGCUCUCAACAGCCUGGGGUGGACUUAUUGCUUUGUCUUCAUACAACAAGUUCCACAACAACUGCUAUACAGAUGCCAUCAUUGUUUGUGUGACAAACUGUGGCACUAGUGUGUUUGCAGGAUUCGCCAUAUUCUCUAUUUUGGGACAUAUGGCUUACAUUUCAGAAAAAUCUGUGUCUGAAAUAGUAGAUUCAGGCUUUGGUUUGGCAUUUAUUGCUUAUCCGGAAGCUUUAAGCCAGCUGCCAGUUUCUCAACUUUGGUCAUUCCUGUUCUUCGUCAUGCUACUUACACUGGGCCUGGACUCACAGUUUGCAUUGAUUGAAACUAUAACAACAUCAAUACAAGAUGCAUUUCCUGAAGUCAUGAAGAAAAGACGGGCUAUAAUCACAACUUGCUGCUGUUGUGUUCUUUUUCUUCUUGGGUUGGUCUGUGUAACUCAGGCAGGAAUUUACUGGGUAAAUUUGAUUGACUACUUCUGUGGUGGAUGGACCCUUCUCUUUGCUGCAGUCCUGGAGUUAGUGGGAGUUUGCUGGAUUUAUGGUGGCAACCGGUUCAUUAAGGACAUUGAAAUGAUGAUUGGAAAGAAGCAUUGGAGUUUUUGGUUAUGGUGGAGAGCAUGCUGGCUCUUUAUAUCACCAUUAUUAUUAACAGCUAUUCUCUUGUGGUCACUCAUUACCUUUGAAGCUCCUUCAUAUGGCUCCAUCAAAUAUCCUGCUUGGGGAACAGCUCUGGGUUGGUGCAUGAGCGCCUUCUGCCUAAUAUGGAUUCCAAUUAUAGCAAUAGUAAAAAUUAUCAAAGCAAGAGGAAACCUCUUUGAAGUAAGUGAUACCUGCAGACCUGCCGACAACUGGGGACCGGCAUUAGCCCAACAUCGUGGAGAGCGAUACAAACAUAUGCCCGGCACUACCACAGAAAAGGAUAAUGUAGAGAUCCCCACAGUGACUGCCACGAUGGAAUAUGACAAUGAGGCCUAUCUUUGACCUCUCAGUUGUAUGGACUCUCAACAAGUGACUAACAAUUGACACUCUCACAUACAUCAACUCCAUGA